Messenger RNA from Nestor notabilis (Kea), 543 nucleotides. Its product is annotated as serine/threonine-protein phosphatase 2A 56 kDa regulatory subunit gamma isoform. Gene Ontology annotation, biological process: signal transduction; protein dephosphorylation. The transcript is spliced from 4 exons. Gene Ontology annotation, molecular function: protein phosphatase activator activity. The record is from RefSeq and is a predicted model, not a curated record. The annotation marks the transcript as partial. Gene Ontology annotation, cellular component: protein phosphatase type 2A complex; cytosol; nucleus. NCBI's taxonomy places the organism in Eukaryota, Metazoa, Chordata, Aves, Psittaciformes, Psittacidae.
AUGUUCCUCCUGCUGAUCAAGAAAAGCUUUUUAUCCAGAAGUUACGACAAUGUUGUGUACUUUUUGACUUUGUUUCUGAUCCACUAAGUGACCUAAAGUGGAAGGAAGUAAAACGAGCAGCUUUAAGUGAAAUGGUAGAAUAUAUCACACACAAUCGCAAUGUGAUUACAGAACCUAUUUACCCUGAAGUAGUACAUAUGUUUGCAGUUAAUAUGUUUCGAACAUUACCACCAUCUUCCAAUCCAACGGGAGCAGAAUUUGAUCCAGAGGAAGAUGAACCAACCUUAGAAGCUGCAUGGCCUCAUCUACAGCUUGUUUAUGAGUUUUUCUUAAGGUUUUUAGAAUCUCCAGAUUUUCAACCCAAUAUAGCUAAGAAGUAUAUUGAUCAGAAGUUUGUAUUACAGCUUUUAGAGCUCUUUGACAGUGAAGAUCCUCGUGAAAGAGAUUUUCUUAAAACAACUCUUCACAGAAUAUAUGGGAAAUUCUUAGGCCUAAGAGCUUACAUCCGGAAACAAAUUAAUAAUAUAUUUUAUAGGUAUGUCA